Molecule: messenger RNA, 3488 nt
Organism: Gymnodraco acuticeps
Lineage: Eukaryota; Metazoa; Chordata; Actinopteri; Perciformes; Bathydraconidae
Gene: gpr61l
Product: G protein-coupled receptor 61-like
Exons: 2
Coding region: 628-1926 (432 amino acids)
Biological process (GO): G protein-coupled receptor signaling pathway
Cellular component (GO): signaling receptor complex; endosome; plasma membrane
Molecular function (GO): G protein-coupled receptor activity
Source: RefSeq, a predicted model, not a curated record
UAUUGCUACAGCUGUCUCUGGUUUCAGUAAAUACACUACUGCUAAGAUGUGGAGCUGCAUGGCUGCCAGGGGAACAUGAGCUGUCCUUUAACUAUAGGCAGACAUUAGGACCCAGGGGAGGCUGGGCUCUAGUAGGGAGACAGUGGAGUGUGUGUCUAUUUGAAAGCAAAAAACAAACACAAUACAAUGUGUGCCUGUCACUGCCAUACACAGCACAGGACAGGAAUAAGAGUGUUACUGGAAGAGGGGUGAGAAGAGAGGGGAAGCAUCAUGUACCAUCAAAAAACAUCAUGGAACCAGUUCUUCUUCAACUGGAGAUAACAAUGGUGAUGCAUCUGGACCUCUGGAGGAGCCUCUAUACUGAAUGACUAAACCUCACACACUGAAUGAUCUGGAUUUGAUGAAUUUUCAGCUGGAAGACUGAUUUUUUUUUUCUUCUGGAAAAUACAUUAAUCAAGCUGGGUUUGGCCCAGUGUACCAAACAAAAAGUGGGAAUUUAACAGUAGCUUUGUGAAGUCAAACACCUGGUCAACCUGUUAAGUGUGAAUUGAAACACACAAACACAGAGUGAAUCAUGGGACAUCCAAAUAUGGCGACAUCAGAGAUGGAAGCGGAGGUUGUGAAUAAAUGAUGGCCGCCAACACCGGUCUGAUGAUAGCCGCUGUGCCACAUCACUCAGUGACAAAUCUAAACAACACCCAAACGGAGCCCAAUCCUACGGUCCCUGCUGACCUGGGCGUCGUCACCAGCUCCCAGUCACAGAUCAAAGACCUUUUCGGGUUGUUCUGCAUGGUGACCCUUAACCUCAUUGCUUUGUUGGCCAACACUGGAGUGAUGGUGGCCAUCGCUCGUGCUCCUCACCUGAAGAGGUUUGCUUUCGUGUGUCACCUUUGCGCAGUGGACCUGCUGUGUGCCAUCCUCCUCAUGCCCUUGGGUAUCAUAUCCAGUUCGGCGUUCUUUGGCACCGUGGUGUUUACAGUCCUGGAGUGUCAGGUUUACAUUUUUCUCAAUGUUUUCCUCAUCUGUCUCUCCAUUCUCACCAUCACAGCCAUCAGUGUGGAGCGUUACUUUUAUAUCGUACACCCCAUGCGUUAUGAAGUCAAGAUGACCAUUAACCUCGCUAUUGGUGUCAUGCUCCUGAUCUGGGUGAAGUCAGUCCUCUUAGCUAUGGUCCCACUUUUCGGAUGGCCAGCUUAUGGACCUCAGAGCUCUAUUGCCGCAGCUCACUGCUCUCUCCACGCGAGCCACAGUCGUCUAAGAAGUGUAUUUUCUGUGCUCUUUAGUGUGGCUUGUUUUCUGUUUCCUGCAGUAGUUAUUUUUGGUGUUUAUGGUGCCGUGUACAAGGUAGCUCGCUCCGCAGCCCUGCAGCAAGUCCCUGCUGUGCCGGCGUGGGCAAAUGCAAGCCUUGCUAAAAAUCGCUCAGACUCCAUCAACAGCCAGACCACCAUGAUCACCACCACACGCUCCCUGCCCCAAAGACUGUCUCCUGAGAGGGCCUUCAGUGGAGGAAAGGCUGCCCUAACAUUGGUAUUAAUUGUUGGACAGUUCUUUGUUUGUUGGUUACCCUACUUCAUCUUCCACAUGCAAAUGUCUCUGACUGGCUCCAUGAAAAGCCCUGGGGACUUGGAGGAGGCAGUCACAUGGCUGGCCUAUUCCUCUUUUGCCAUCAACCCGUUCUUUUACGGCCUCUUGAACAGGCAGAUCAGAGAAGAGCUAGUUAAGUUCCGACGUUGCUGCUUGACCCAGCCGGCAGAUUUUGGGACAUCUAGCCACGAAGGCUCCCUUCAGGAGAAUUUCCUCCAGUUCAUCCAGAGAACCAGCAGCAGCAAAGCUGAAACCCCGUCCAGCUGUGCCACCUCAAACCCCGGAAACACUACGGACCAGGGGGUUAAGAUCCCUGGACAAAUUCCUGAAGAGCAGGCUUAGACAUUGACCAACAUGGGUGAUGGACCACAGUGCUAAUAUAAAGGACAUGUUGUUUUUUAUGUAAGCAGGACAUUUUCAUAUUGGAUAGCUUCAUAAUCUAAGAAAUGUAAGAUGAUGUAAACGUUGAAAUGAUUAUUGAUCACUGGAAUACCUUCUCCUAUCCAUUCUGGCAACAAUGAGGUCAUUUCUUCAAUAAUUUUAUAUUUAAUGAUCCAAAUAAAGAACUCAUAUUUCAUGAGUGACUGGAGUUGGUCUCAUAUUGCAUCAUAUGCAAUGUGACCCUUGCACAAGAAUCCAUUGAUAUUUGUAUUAAAAUGAUCCCUUCUUUUAACUGAAGUGAUGGAGGUCAACAUUCCAAGUCAUUGUUUGUUGCAAAAACUUGAUUUGUCUGCUGAAGCCAUUACAUCCAGUUAAUAUUAAUGGUAUUUCUUAAAUAAUAUAUAUCCAUAAAGUUUUUAGAAAGGCGUAGAAUAAAAGUAUUGCUUUGCCUGAAAUAAAAAAUAUUAAGAUUGUUAAUCGAUUAUUUUAAACAUGUUGUCAGGUCCAAAAUGUAUGUUUUGUUUCUUUUCAUUCUACAAUUCAGGGAGGCUUUUUUUCAUUUUAGGUCAAUGUGCUAUGAUUUUACUGAAACAUGAACUAUUGAAAUAGACAUGAUCCCCUGUGCUUAUUUUCUAAUUGUAUUUCAAUUAGCCUGGUUUUAUUGAUGUUUUGAUAAAGGUUAUUUAUGAAAAUCUGGAGUGUAACCAAAAUAACAAGGUUAUAAUUGAAGGGAUAUUAAAAUGAUUUAUUGCCUUUAACUGGGAACAAUUUGUAUUCCAUAUGAACAUGGGUUGCUUCCACUGCAUCCUUGUUUUUGUGUCAAAAACAAACAUGUAUAUUCAAAUGUUAUAGAGUCACCAUGACAAACCAAGACUAGAAACUAACAUAGGUAAAUGUUGGAUGUAAAUGAAGUAUUGCUAACACGAAGGCUUCUGCAGUGUGGCACGCUCUCAUGAAUCUGAGGGACAAUACCCAGAGUUCCUGCGCGCAACAGAUAUGCUGAUUGGCAGCGAUUGUCAUUCGCCCCUGUCGUCAUGGAAAUUAAGUGAGCCUGUGACUCACAUAGCAACGAGCACCUUUAGGCUGGAAAUAUGCUUAUGGAUGUAUAGCUCUGAAUCCUGAUUGGAGUCUGUCCGCCAAUUUAUGGCUUUCGCCUGCUUUUCACAUGCAGACAGAUUACACAGAGCUCAUAGGUUCAGAGAGAGAUCAUUAACAUGUGAAUAGAGGCUGAGACCAAGGUUUCCAAGUCCCUGCAAAUAUGAACUGCUAAAAUAUGGACAUGGGAACGUGGCAAAGAUAGUGAAUUUACAAUGGAAAUCACUAUCGUGGAUUGAUAAUGCUCUGAGAGUGGUAACAAAGUGCUGUUUUAUGGCCUCUACUGUUUGUAUUAGCUUUUCACUACCAUCGGUCAUGACGAAAAAGUGUGGAUAAGCAAAUAAUGGUAUACACCGCUCUUACAUAACUGUGGUUGUGUGCUUAAUACUGAGAGGUGAAAACUGGAAUAUAUUUGUAUACAUAAACAA